UAUCUGUAUGUGUAUAGAGGAUGUGUUUUAUUUCGGCACGGCGAUAGUGGAAACCCAAAGGCACUAAAAACAAUCACCAUGGAGUGAGAACGAGCGGGGAGACACAACCACAUAGCUAGGCGUUAUUAAGUGCAAAGCUCCUAGCCCUGUAGGUAACGUCCAGAUGUCGUUGAGUCGCUAAAAAGUCUUUGAGCUACCAAAGGUCUUACACCAACAUGCCGCUCAACAGGGCCUGGUGGGAAAAGCGCAAGUACAUGAUACUUGAGCUGGUGAUUAUGGCGGGGACAGUCAUGCUGGCAUAUUACUUCGAGUACACCGACACGUUCAACGUGCACGUCCAAGGAUUUUUCUGCUAUGACAGUGCCUACACGAAGCCUUACCUUGGACCCGAGGAGACGAGCGCUAUUCCGCCGGUGAUCCUCUACGCGGUGGUGGCAGGUGUCCCGACUCUUGUGAUAACGAUCACAGAGACAGCGCUGUUCCUGAUGCAGUACACGUCCAAGGAGCUGGACAGCCGGGAGAAGAGCCUGGUGACGGGGGACUGCUGUUACCUCAACCCCCUGGUCCGUAGGACGUUCCGCUUCCUGGGUGUGUAUGCAUUCGGCCUGUUCACCACGGACAUCUUUGUGAAUGCGGGCCAGGUGGUGACGGGUAACUUGGCUCCGCACUUCCUGACGGUGUGCAAGCCCAACUUCACCGCGCUGGGCUGCCAGCAGGCACUGCGCUACAUCAGCCACCAGGAGGCCUGCACCGGCAACGUGGACGACAUCCUCCGGGCACGCAAAACCUUCCCCUCCAAAGAGGCAGCGCUCAGCGUCUACGCCGCCCUUUACCUCGCCAUGUACAUCACGUGCACAGUGAAAGCCAAAGGCACGCGGCUGGCCAAGCCGGUCAUGUCUCUGGGCCUGAUGUGUCUGGCCUUCCUGACGGGCCUUAACCGGGUGGCAGAGUACCGUAACCACUGGUCUGACGUCAUCGCUGGGUUCAUCAUCGGCGUGGCCAUCGCCACCUUCCUGGUGGUGUGUGUGGUGCACAACUUCCAGGGCAAGCUGCUGCUGAGUGGCUCCGACUCGUCCCAGGAUGGCACAGAGGGCCCUCCCAUGAUGGGAGCCCAGCGCGUGGAGAGCCCCCUGGAGAAGUACAUCGCCUCCCAGAAUCACAUCGCCUUCGCUGAAGUCACAUGACCUUGAUUCGGCCAUCUGGCAGACCCAUUGGACCUCCACGCUCUUCACCGUCCAAUCCGCAUAAGUCUCUCUCCGGUGCCGCCGCC
Molecule: messenger RNA, 1270 nt
Organism: Engraulis encrasicolus (European anchovy)
Lineage: Eukaryota; Metazoa; Chordata; Actinopteri; Clupeiformes; Engraulidae
Gene: plppr5b
Product: phospholipid phosphatase related 5b
Exons: 8
Coding region: 216-1184 (322 amino acids)
Biological process (GO): phospholipid metabolic process; phospholipid dephosphorylation; signal transduction
Cellular component (GO): plasma membrane
Molecular function (GO): phosphatidate phosphatase activity
Source: RefSeq, a predicted model, not a curated record